GUGAAAGGCGUAUGACCAAAUAGGCAAAGUCUUGUAGACAAGCGCGCUGUGGGCAACCACGAGCCGUGGCGCUGAGCCAGGCGACGCGAACGAUGAUAACGUUGUAAGUUGCAACAUCAUUCCCCAGUUGUCGCCAUUGUACGUAAGCACGCUGAACGGGAGGGUCGGGCCCGAUGGAGGUCUCGGGCCCCAUCGCACGCUCACGUGCCCGAACUCCCAUCGCGUGCGGCUUCCUCUCCAUGUUAUAUCAUUCGCACUACGUAACUUUUACUGUCGAUCCACAGCCCCAUUGCAUUUCUGCAGUUGCCAGCGCGCCGUGAAAGAAGGCACCAGCGCUAGGCCUUGCAGCGUCGGCGCGACUCCGUUUGAGCGGUCUGCGGCGAGUGUAUCGACGUGAGUAUAGGGUUGACGGCCCCAGGCCGCCCACGCAGCUGCCCCCAGCGCCGCACGCCCCAGCAGGCGCCGCUCCGCGCUAGCCUAGCCUCCUCCUCCCAGCAGCCAUGGCUCAACUACAGCAGCACCAGGGCCGUGCCGCCGCCGCGCAGCCGAAGCGCGCUCGCCAGCUGGCCGUGGCGCCUCGCGCCGCGCUCACCUUCAACCCGGCUAGCCUGUUCAAGGGCCUGACCAGCAGCAAGCCCACGCCCAAGGACGCAGCCUUCACCAAGCAGGUCAUUGCCGAUGAGUCCAAGUACGUGCUGCAGACUUACGGCCGCGCGCCGGUGGUGAUCUCGCAUGGCAAGGGCGCAAAGAUGUGGGAUGUCGAGGGCAAGGAGUACAUCGACAUGGCCGCGGGUAUCGCGGUCAACGCACUGGGCCACUCCGACUCGCAGUGGUACGCGGCGCUGGUGGAGCAGGCUGAGAAGCUGGCGCACACCAGCAACCUGUACCACACGCAGCCACAGGUGGAGCUCGCGAAGCGGCUUGUGGAGAACUCUUUCGCCGACAAGGCCUUUUUCUGCAACACCGGCACCGAGGCCAACGAGGGCGCGAUCAAAUUCGCUCGCAAGUGGGCUCGCGUGCGCGCCGGCAUCGAUCCCUACGACGGUGGCGCAGUGGCGCCGUACGAGCUGGUGUCCUUCACCUCCUGCUUCCACGGCCGUACCAUGGGCGCGCUGGCGCUGACGUACAAGGAGCAGUACAAGACGCCCUUCUACCCCAUGAUGCCCGGCCACCAGCUCGCGGAGUACAACAACCUGGAGUCGGCGGCGGCGGUGAUCAAGAAGGGCAAGACGGCGGCGGUAUUCGUGGAGCCGGUGCAGGGCGAGGGCGGCGUGACGCCCUCCACGCAGGCGUUCCUGAAGGGCCUGCGCCAGCUGUGCGACGAGGCGGGCGCGCUGCUGGUGUUUGACGAGGUGCAGUGCGGCCUGGGCCGGACAGGCAAGCUGUGGGGUCACCAGCUGUUCGGUGUGGAGCCGGACAUGAUGACGCUGGCUAAGCCGCUGGCGGGCGGACUGCCCAUCGGCACCGUGCUGCUCAAGCAGCAUGUGGCCGACGUCAUGAAGCCGGGCGACCACGGCUCCACGUUCGCGGGCAACCCGCUGGUCUGCCACGUGGCGUGCAGCGUGUUCGACAUCAUCAACAGCCCCGCCUUCCUCGCGGCCGUGGAGGCCAAGGGCGAGCGCCUGCGCGCAGGCCUGCGCCGCACCAUGGCCGGCAACCCGCACGUGCAGGAGGUGCGCGGCGUGGGCCUACUGGUGGGCGUCCAGCUGGACAUGAUGGCGGGCCCGGUGGUGGACGCGGCGCGCGACAUGGGUGUUAUGGCCAUCACCGCCGGCAAGGGUGACGUCAUCCGCCUGGUGCCGCCGCUGGUGGUGACGGAUGCGGAGAUCGACACGGCCUGCGAGGUGCUGGCGGCGGCGCUGAACAAGGUGGCGCCCAAGUAGGCGGACAGGGCUGGAGGAAGAGAGGGCUGGCGGAGGUUGGUGGAGGCUGGCAGGGGUGGAGAGGCGCAUGAGUACUGGGCGCGGUGCGGGUGUCUGAGAGUGGGGUGUUAUGGCGGUGUUGAGUUGGAUGGCGGGCGGGCGGGUGUUGCUUGUGUUGGGAGGGGGACUCCUGCAGAUUAAGCGGUUGCCGCUGGGCCGGAGCGUUUGAAGCAUGAGUGGUAUCAAGGGAAGGCGCAUGGGUACCGCGCUGGAGCGUCCUGACUUUUGACGUGUCCUGAACCAGAACCAUUGACAUUCAGGUUCCCAGAAGAAACAGUGCUGUCGUGGCCUUGUGGGUUAGAGCGGAAAGGGACGUGAGCAGUGCCUGUUACUCAGGCAGAAUAGGGCAGGGCAGGGCGGCACUAUCAUGCAAGGGGUCCACGUGAGUGGGGGAAGAGGUUCAUAUGUUGAGGGAGCGCCAUUUUGCUGUGCGUCACUGCUGUGGCGUGCUGCUGUGGGGUUUCCGGGCCAAUCAUCUUGAAACUUUCAGCUGAGAGUCUUGGGCGUGGGGUCAAGGGAGCAUGGAAACCGCCGAUGAAGGCCGAUCUGGCUCGAGUGAUACCAGUGCCUGUUGGCGGUGGGCAUAACUGUACCGGAUUGUGAUCAGCUGACGUGGCAGAUGUGGGCCGUGGUGCCUAGGUGCCAUCGUGCUGAGGGCGCCCGAUGUGCAAGAGCUUGCAAAUCAUGAAUGAAUUACAGUGGUGGAACAUGGAGACAGCUCCCUGGUCUGCUCAUGUCCGCCCAGCACGACCAGGACGUUGCGCAAAGCCCGUUGCGCACUUGCGCAUCCUGUUCGAGACCCAAAGUACACAAUCCCGUUGCGAUGAAACGAUAGAUGCGCGCAUGAAUGACAGUGCUGUUUGGCUGUGCCAACUGGCCUGCACUUGCUCGCACUCCAUGACACGACCCAGCCUUUCUAUGCGGGUGUAGGACGCAGUACUUACUUCGAUUACUUACUUCGAAUGUCAUCCCGCUUACUUCGAAUGUCAUCCCGACAUCCGCAUUUGCAUUAAUGCCAUACAUGUCACUGCCACCUCAGGAAAGCCGCGCGCAACCAACACUGCUGCUUGGCCAUACCGGUCGUAACCCAUACAGCGCGUCUCAAUCG
This is a messenger RNA of Chlamydomonas reinhardtii, 3030 nucleotides long. RefSeq lists its product as uncharacterized. Gene Ontology annotation, cellular component: chloroplast stroma. The record is from RefSeq and is a predicted model, not a curated record. Gene Ontology annotation, molecular function: identical protein binding; transaminase activity; pyridoxal phosphate binding. NCBI's taxonomy places the organism in Eukaryota, Viridiplantae, Chlorophyta, Chlorophyceae, Chlamydomonadales, Chlamydomonadaceae. The transcript is spliced from 5 exons. Gene Ontology annotation, biological process: arginine metabolic process. The coding region runs from base 501 to 1883 and encodes 460 amino acids.